AUGGCGGGCUCUUCAAGGCCGUCUACCUCUUACCUCUCGUCCUCUACCUCUUACCCCUCAGCCUCUACCUCUUACCCCUCAGCCUCUACCUCUUACCCCUCAGCCUCUACCUCUUACCCCUCAGCCUCUACCUCUUACCCCUCAGCCUCUACCUCUUACCCCUCAGCCUCUACCUCUUACCCCUCAGCCUCUACCUCUUACCCCUCAGCCUCUACCUCUUACCCCUCAGCCUCUACCUCUUACCCCUCAGCCUCUACUUCCUACGGCCAUGGUGACUACAACACGACAACUUCGCGCCCUCGCACUCGGCCAGGCACUGGCAGACCGUCCACAGCUCGACCGAGAACCGGUGCUUCGACUGUUGCCAGGGUCGAGUCUCAACAUGUGGUGUGCGCCGUUGCCGAGUCUCGCGGUAUCUCACCCACCGUUGGCCUGGCUUUUGUCAAUCUCGACACCGGAGAAGCUGUGCUCUGCCAGAUCAACGACAGCCAGACCUACGUUCGCUCCAUCCACAAGCUGAAAGUCUACGGCCCUUCAGAGAUACUCAUCGUUGCAACAGCGUCUAGCCCCAAGUCGAAGCUCUUCUCGAUCGUCGAAGAGAACCUUGAAGAUAUCGGCAGCAAAAUCACUCUGCUCGACCGCCGCUACUGGGCUGACUCGACCGGCUACGAGUACAUCCAAGCCUUGGCCUUCAAGGAAGAUGUCGAGGCCAUCAAGGUCUCGGUCCAGGGCAACUACUACGCCAUCUGCUGCAUUGCAGCGGCACUCAAGUACAUCGAACUGGGUCUUGGAACGCACUUCUCGUAUCACUCGCUCCGGAUGAGGUAUGAGCCGUCGGAAGGAUCCAUGUUGAUUGACGUGUCCACCAUCUACUCGCUUGAGCUUGUGCAGAACCUCCAGCGUCCAAAGUCGAAAGACUGUCUGUUUGGACUCCUCAACGAGACCCUGACAGCAAUGGGGGCCCGCCUUCUCAGGAACAACAUCCUGCAGCCGCUCACCGAUCCUGACGUGCUCACCACCAGGUACCUUGCCGUUGAUGAGCUGACCACCAGGGAAGAGAUGUUCUUUGCGACGCGAGCUGCUCUGAAAAAUUCCCUAGACGCCGACAGGAUCCUGACUGCUCUCAUUGUGAAACCGGUCAAGCCAACGCUACAGACGACAGAGCAGGCCAUCAACCAAGUGAUCAUGUUGAAGCAGUUUGUGUCUUCCGUGAAGCCAAUAUUCGAGGCUCUUACUGGAGCCAGGUCGAGCAUGCUGAACAACAUCCGCGAGCUCUGCGCCCCAGAAAAUAUCUUGCCGAUCCAGGAACUGAUUGAUGAAGUGAUCAACGAAGACACCACUUACGCGAAGCAGCCUCUCGAGCUCCGCAACCAGCGCACGUACGCCGUCAAGUCUGGCGUUAAUGGCUUGCUUGAUGUUGCCCGGACUACCUACAAGGAGGCCACGGAGGAUGCGUACCAGCACUGCACGGAGCUCGGCCAGGAGUAUGACAUUCAACUCGCCCUCAAGUAUGAGAAUGCUCGUCAGUUCUACAUCAAAAUUCCAUUGUCUGAGCUCGACGGUAAAGGGCUUCCACCAGUCUUCACCAACGUCAUCCGCCGCAAGAACAACAUCGAGUGCCAAACCCUAGAGUUGAUGAAGCGCAACCAGAAGAUUAAUGUCUCACAUCAAGAAGUCGUUUUGAUGAGUGAUCAAGCCAUCGAUGCGCUCAUCGAGGCAGCUCGUGGCCACAUGUCGGUCAUGUUCAAGAUUUGCGAAGCUGUCGCACUGCUGGACAUGAUCGCUGCCUUCUCGCAGCUCGUGACGGUGAACGACUAUACUCGACCACAGCUUACCGAGACGCUUGCCAUCAAGUCCGGCCGACAUCCCAUCAAGGAGAAGAUCACGCAGAACAAGUUUGUGCCGAACGAUGUCUACGCCACACAGCAGACGCGCUUCCAGAUCAUCACCGGAUGCAACAUGAGUGGCAAGAGCACUUACAUCCGCACUGUUGCGUUGAUGUCGAUCAUGGCUCAGAUCGGGUGCUUUGUGCCUGCAUCGUAUGCCUCGUUCCCGAUCUUGCACCAGCUCUUCGCACGGCUGGGCAUGGACGACAGCAUCGAAACGAAUGUGUCCACGUUCGCCGCUGAGAUGAGGGAGAUUGCCUUCAUCCUCCGCAACAUCGACCGACGCAGCAUGGCGAUCAUCGAUGAGCUGGGCCGUGGCACAAGCACGCGGGAUGGCUUAGCUAUCGCCCUGGCCAUCGCGGAAGCUCUCGUUUCUAGCAAGGCCCUCGUGUGGUUCGCGACUCACUUCAAGGAUCUCGCCACCAUCAUGCAUGAGCGUGCCGGCGUUCUCAACCUGCAUCUGGCUGUCGACAUGGAGCGGGAGCAGAACAUGACCAUGCUGUACAAGAUCUCUCAAGGCACCGUCAAGGAGACGCACUACGGGCUGGCUCUUGCUCGAGUCGUGCCACUUCCUCCGGGAGUAGUCGACCGCGCCGCAGUUGUUGCGCAGAAGCUCGAGCGCCACAUGCUUCGCCGGAAGAAGACGUCGGAGGUUGUGCUCAAGGAGAAGCGGCGCAAGCUCAUUCUGAAUCUCAAGGAGCAUCUUGUGCAGGCGCAGACAGGCGUGCUGGAAGGCGAGGUGCUGACGGCAUGGCUCAAGGAACUGCAGAGGGAGUUUGUCAAUCGCAUGACAGCGCUUGAGGCCGAGGCUGCACGAGUGAGUCGGGAAAUGGAUGACGAGGAUGAAGAGAUGGGGGAGGCAAGUGAGCAUGAGCAGCCCGGAACGCCUGCUCGUCAUUCCUCGGCCGUGAGCAUCUCGUCCAGGAUGAAUUCGACAGAGUCCGAGUCCACCAUCCGGCCCGCGUCCGAAGCGUCGUCAGUUCGAGCCGUAUCGGAUAAUGAACGUUAG
Molecule: messenger RNA, 2895 nt
Organism: Ascochyta rabiei
Lineage: Eukaryota; Fungi; Ascomycota; Dothideomycetes; Pleosporales; Didymellaceae
Product: MutS protein msh4
Exons: 9
Coding region: 1-2895 (964 amino acids)
Biological process (GO): reciprocal meiotic recombination; mismatch repair
Cellular component (GO): nucleus
Molecular function (GO): ATP binding; ATP-dependent DNA damage sensor activity; mismatched DNA binding
Source: RefSeq, a predicted model, not a curated record